ACCAGCGGAUGUAACAUCUCAACUGAAGAGACUCUGACUCCGUGUCCGCUCACCGUAUCAUCCGCGGAGAACUGGGCAGCCGUUACCCACGAUACCCGGCCACGUCUUCCCGCCUCCCGCAGGAUGAGUGUCGGCGCUCCGAGAGGCCUGGCCAGCUCGGGGCAGAAGCCCAUCGCCGAGAUCCUACACCCGCUGUCCGCCGCCGAGGAGCCGCUCUCCCCGGGGCCAGAUGUCACCGUUAGCGUCGGAGGGGACAAGGAAGCGGUGUUGAGCAACGGCACGCCGGUGGAGACGUCCAGCCCCGCCUCGGCGUCCUCGCUGUUCAACAGGCUACAGCUGGACGAUGACCCGGAAGCAGACGCCCAGGACCCUUACGCCUCCACGGAAACCCGUGACCUUUUUGUCACAGUCGAUGACCCAAAGAAGCACGUCUCCACCAUGGAGACCUACAUCACCUACAGAGUCUCCACCAAGACGACAAGGACAGAGUUUGACUUGCCAGAGUACUGCGUGCGACGACGCUACCAGGACUUUGACUGGCUGCGGAUCAAGUUGGAAGACAGCCAGCCGACCCACCUCAUCCCACCACUGCCGGAGAAGUUUGUGAUGAAGGGCGUAGUUGAUCGUUUUUCGGAGGAGUUUGUGGAGACGAGGAUGAAAGCUCUGGACAAGUUCCUGAAGCGAGUUGCCGACCAUCCCGUCCUCUCUUUCAACCCGCAUCUAAACGCUUUCCUGUCUGCCAAGGACCUGAACAAGCGUCAGGGUCUGGCCCUGCUGACCAAAGUGGGCGAGUCGGUGAAGCACGUGGCCGGAGGCUACAAGCUGCGGGCGCGGCCGGCCGAGUUCUGCGCCAUGGGGGAGUACCUGGACACCUUCAGCCAGAAACUGGGAACCAUCGACCGCAUCGCUCAGAGGAUCCUCAAAGAGCAGUCAGAGUACCUAACAGAGCUGCGUGAGUACGGCACUGUGUACUCCAGCUGGGCGGUGUCGGAGGAGGAGCUGCGGCGCCCCCUGGAGGGCGUGGCCAGCUCCGUGACAACGUGCUGCGGCGCGCUGGAGGACCUGAGUGAGAACAUGAGCCAGGACUUUCUGCCUGUACUCAGAGAGUACGUCCUCUACAUAGAGUCCAUGAAGAAUGUUUUGAGGAAGCGAGACCAAAGCCAGGCGGAGUACGAGGGACGACUAGAAGCCGCUGUAUUGCGCAAACAGGAGGACAGAACGCCCAUGCCAGCCGAGGUAGAGAAAUGCCAGGACAAAGUGGAGUGUUUCAACGCUGACCUGAAGGCAGACUGGGAGCGCUGGCAGAGCAACAAGAGACAAGACUUCAAACAGCUUCUCACCAGCAUGGCCGACAAAAACAUCAACUACUAUGAAAAGUGCCAGGCAGCGUGGGAGUCGCUCAUAACUCUCCUCCAGGAAAAACAGACUGAGGACAAAAGGGGUGAGACGAACUGAAACACGUCCUCAUGCCUCUGCCCCCCCCAUGUCUUUCUCCUGCUCUGUAUCACACACACACACACACACUCAUGCCAAGGAAACGGACCAACUGGGCAGCAGGUUGGAACUGCUGGACUUUUGCCCCUGUUCCACCGGGAGAUGAUUGUACAGAGGGGGAGUCGUCUCUCUCAGUGAACUGACCCGCGAAAGAGGUAAUCAACGGUGCAUUCAUGGGCAGCGGGGAAAGAUGAGAGAGUUACUAUGUACAGACUUGUUUUGUUUUUUUUUGUCUUGUUUUUUUUGUUGCCGUUCUUAUUGACUUUUUCUACUUCAUAUUUCCAAGUAACGUUCGGUUGCCAAUGCUAUUCGUCUUUAUUUAACUGCGGUCUCAGAGAAGUGCGUUUUCUUUCAGUUCUCUCCACUUUCACAUUGAGACGAAUGUGAAGGAUAACUAUUUACCAUUGCAGAAAACAUUUUUUGAAGGCAGAUACUGAUAUUUUGAGUGGGUGUGAAGUAUCUUACAUUAAAGUAAAGCUAUUCGGAGCAUCCACAAUAUUCCUUUCCCCGUCGGGUUGUAAACGGCUCUGAAAACAUAACGCUAAAACUCUCCACUGAAGCGAGACUCAAUAAAAUUCUUUUUCAUCUCUUAAAGGCAUCAUAUUGGUUGUAAAUAAGAAGCCAAUAUUUUACACUUAACAACCGUACUCAUUAUUUUUGCAUGUAUCAACCCAUAAAACCCUGUAUUUGCCAUUACUGUUGACCACUUUCCAGAAGUUGGUAAACUUCACAGUUUUCCUACUUUCCCUGCAAUCUUUGUUUUUAAGAAAAUCUACUUUCAGAGACACGCAUUUGCUGUGGCAUCAGAGGUUCACAACCUGGCCUUGUGUUCGACCAAAGGGCUGCAAGGGAAAAGCAGGGAGGCGCAGCGACACAUGUCAAAACGAGACCUCAGUAAAAGCCUCUGUUAUUUUGACAAAGGGAAACUUUAGGAUUCUUUGGCUGUUUUUGGCCCUCACUUUUACAGAUAACCAGACAGGAGGCAAAGCUGCAUUUGACAAUGACGGCACAAGUGUGGGUGUCUGAGUUGAAUGUGGUGCUUUCUUGUUGAGCUCGAUUUGGUUACAUACUGCAGCACCAUCUGGUGGCCAAGCUGUUACUAGUUUUCAUCCUCAUGAAACUGCCGGCUGAACAGUGCUCUACCUCUGUUGGUUUCUCUUGAUAUCACAUUUAUUUUUACCACGGCCAUUUGUACCUGCUGUAGCGACUUCAGCUCUCCUCUAGAAACAAAGGCCUUAACUCAGUUGGGGAUGCUAAAUGGCACACUGGACAGAUUUGCCUAAUGAAAAGACACAGAAGGAAUUGAAGGUGAAGACUCCAUUUGUAUACUUUAUUAGUAAACUUUAUUUCUCUUUUAAACAAUUGGAAAUGAUUAGGUGUCAAUGUUCAUGAAGAACUUUUUAGAGUCAGAUGUCCUUUUCUUGCAGUAAACUGCCUCAGUGACUCAUUUACAUAAGAUCUCUGAAGCAAAAACAAGAAAAAAAGAAAUCUUGGGGAACAUUUGGCAUUAUCACACUCCUUUCAUAGGAUUUGUGUCUUGUUUUAGGAAAAGUAAAUCUAAUGCUGGAUAGAGUUUAGAGCUGUCAGGUUAACAUCUGUCUACUUUGGAGUUGUGCAAACACAAGAGGAAGUGGAUAAGUCGCUGCUGAAAUGAGUUUAGGGAGCGCUCCCUGGGUCAGAGCCACACAUUUCAGAAACUACAUUCUGAGUGAUAAACCCUUUUACUUUGAAAGCUAAUGCCACUUGUUUUCAGCGACCAGUUUUCUCCUAGUAUGAACCUAAAUGACUCUGUAACGUGGACAUAUUUUUGAGGUUGUGUUAUCCUUAGCUGUGACUCACAGGAAACAUUUUUUAGAAGAUGUAGCUGCACUGCAGCAUGAAUGACGCUUUAUGCGUCACUUUUUUCUUUUUUUUUUUCCCCCUCCAGAUUGUUGCUGAUGUGGCCUUGCUUUGAAGGAAAAGAUAUAUUCUGCUACACUUCAAUGCGUAAUAUUCGCUGAACCCACUUCAAUGAUUUCCAACUUUUCCUAACAUGUAUUUGACCAUACAGGGAUGUACUGUAGGUUGACAGUUAAAGCAGUAGUGGUAUUGCUGAGAGUUUAGCAUUUUUCCCUCCCAUAGUUAAAAACUUCUAUCCUUUUUUUUUCCUCUCCGUCCUCAGCUGUAUUGUUAGCUCAGUACACUGAGCAUAAAGUAGCAAAAACUUGACCACUGAUACCAGGGCAGACUCAGUCAUGUCACAUCUUUUCAGAACCACUCUUACAAAGAUUUUAAAUUCUGUUAAUUGCAAGGAACAGAUAUCGCCACGUUGUAGCGUCUAAAACAGGGGGAGACAUUUUUUUUUUUCUCGGUCACAAGUAAUAAUAGUUUGCUGAAGAGUUUCUUUAGUGUCCUUUCAUUUAUUGACAGGAUUUUCUGAAACAAGGUGCUGAUAUGGGGAAAUGACAUAGCAAAAUGGCUAUAAUCUCAGCUUUUUAUUUUUAUUUUUUAGCGCUUCUAGAGGCUUUAUUAAAACAUCAAAAUCUCCUUUGUUACGUUUCUUUUAAAUGGUGUCCUUUUUAUCUGAUCAUUUUUGGAUGCUUCUUCCUCUGAUUUUAAGUUGAUGUCACUUUACUGAGCCUGCCCUCAGUGUAGCCAAAUGCCAGCACUAUAAGACAGCGACGAAAUGAAGUGACUGCGUCUGCUUGCGAGCUGGUUUUAGUGCUUUGUCAGUUCUUUUUUUUUUUUUUUUUUAUGUCCUUCAUUCCCUUUGAGCUUUGAAAGCAUGAAGCAGCUUCUGCUUCCUCUUACUACCAGAAGUCAACGAGGUGACUCGUGAAGAACAUUGUAUUUUUAAUUGUGUGUGUUGAAUACAGCCUGUUAGAUGGAGCAAGAAGAGUAGCUGUGGUCCAGUGUAGAGGCGGGUACAGCAGACAGUACUAUGGAUGCACUGAUGCUAAAAGGUUACAUUUCUCAGAAUACCAAAAUAUUAAAAUCCUGUAUUAAGAGCCAGAGUCAGAGGAGUCUCUGUAUUGUCUGGUUCUUUCACAUAUACUGUAGAAGAGGAUCUCCAUUUUUAUCCUCAAACCACUGCUUUAAACGUUACAUUAUAAUUUAGAGUUUUGCUACCUUUCCACAUUUUCCAUCCUUUUUAUGUUACUUGUCACAACUUAUAUAAACAUGCGCCACAAUUAAAGUUAUGUUAUUCAAUUAUCAACAGCAGGAACUAUAGAAAGGUAAAGCACUGAAAUUAAGCAAAGUUAAAGGUACCCUGUAGAGCUUUUGACCACUAGUAGCGCUGCGGAGCAGUGUUUUCGUGAGCAGAUCCCUGAUGGGUUUGUAUCUCAAGGAAACACACAAAGCGUUUCGGUAAGAAAACCUGAAUGGAAACAGAGAUUUGUUUGUUUACUAGAAAACUCCACAGUGCGCCUUCUUAAAGCAGUUUGGUUUUAUCAGACUGUAAAGUUUUACAUUUCAUAAUCCGUUCACCAUUACAUAUAAGCGCACUGGUGAACUCCACUAGGAAAAGAUACAGCAGGCGGCAUCAGACUUGAUUUCCCCAUCUUUCUAGCAAAAAUAAACAUUUCAACCAGUAGCUAAUGUUCACUGUGACCCAGGUACAUUUUAAGAUAUUGACUUGAUGAAGAACUUAGGAAUAGGAAAAUGUAGCAAACAUGAUAUAAGUUUUAAAAAUGAACUGAUAGGAUGUCAAGAAUAACUCUGACCACUCUUUUCCUUUUAGUUCUGUUUUGUUUACUGGAUCAGAUCGGUACUUGGUAUCUGUUUGUGGACAGCCGAGCACUGUGAGUCGUUGCCAUCAGAGCAGUGAUUUUUAAAACGAGGCAUCGAUGCAUCUGUACACUCUCCUGCUCUCUGGUGUAAAUGAAGUAACUGUACCGGCCUGCACAGGUUCUGAGAUCAUUCAGAGUUGACUGAAAUUUCUUUUUGCUCCAAUGGCAAUGUUCUGUAUUUUCAGUAUACUGCAAUGUACAGCUUAAUUAUAUACAGUACAGCUGAGUCUAUAUUUGUAUAAUAAGGAGAUCGUCGUCGGGGUUCCAGUGAAUAUGUGAAGAUUACUAGAAUACAUUUUAGAAGGGAUUUUGGAGAUUUGUACUAAUGAUGUAAGCCUGGCAUAACCAAAAUAUGAGGAAUGAAAAAUUUUGUUUUUAUUUUUGAUGCUCAUUGGAACCCUGACGAUAGUUUUCCGAUGAAUAUACUUUACCUUUUACUCAUAGCCAUUGUAAAAGCCCCAUCCUAUACAGUGUGCCUGCUGAAUUAUUUUUGCACUAUAUAUGUAGCUCCAACCCCUGGCAGAAGUGUCUGUUGGGUGGGGGGGAAAAAAAAAAAAAA
This is a messenger RNA of Xiphias gladius (swordfish), 5823 nucleotides long. RefSeq names its product sorting nexin family member 30 (gene snx30). The transcript has 9 exons. Bases 124 to 1455 code for a protein of 443 amino acids. NCBI's taxonomy places the organism in Eukaryota, Metazoa, Chordata, Actinopteri, Istiophoriformes, Xiphiidae. Gene Ontology annotation, molecular function: phosphatidylinositol binding. The record is from RefSeq and is a predicted model, not a curated record.